Coniosporium apollinis CBS 100218 is the source of this 1815-nucleotide messenger RNA. Its product is annotated as ATP-dependent RNA helicase dbp9. The record is from RefSeq and is a predicted model, not a curated record. Gene Ontology annotation, molecular function: nucleic acid binding; RNA helicase activity; ATP binding. Lineage: Eukaryota; Fungi; Ascomycota; Dothideomycetes. Gene Ontology annotation, cellular component: nucleolus. The transcript has 3 exons. Bases 1 to 1815 code for a protein of 604 amino acids.
AUGAAGCGCAAACUGAACGAACACGACGUGCCGGAGGCGGUGACGGCAGCGCCGGUCAAACCUACCAUCCCAUCUUUCGAAGAUCUUGGAUUAGACCCCCGCCUUCUCCAAGGCAUCAUUCGGGAGAAGUGGUCCACACCAACGCCUGUGCAAGCCAAAGCCAUACCGCUUGCUCGCGAGGGCAAAGACAUACUUGCACGCUCUAAAACCGGCUCCGGAAAAACAGCAGCCUACCUCCUCCCGAUCCUCCACUCAAUCCUCGAGCGCAAGUCCUCGCCGUCAUACACAAAAUGCACCGCCGCCCUCAUACUCGUGCCGACAAGAGAGUUAGCGGCUCAGGUUACCAAAGCGGCAGACUCCUUCACAGCGUUCUGCGGCCAAGCCAUUCGCACCGAGAAUCUGACACGCAAGGAAGAUGACAAGGUGCAGCGCGCGCGGCUGGCGGACUUUCCCGAUGUCGUCGUUGCGACACCGGGACGGACAAUUGUGAACUUGAAUAGCGGCGCGCUGAAGCUCGACGGGCUGAGUCACUUGGUCAUCGAUGAGGCGGACUUAGUUUUAUCAUACGGCUAUGACGAGGACCUGGAGAACAUCUCGAGGGCGUUGUCAAAGGGUGUACAGACCUUCCUGGUCAGCGCGACGCUGCGGACAGAACUAGACACACUCAAGGGCCUAUUCUGCAAGGAUCCAGUCCUGCUGGAGCUGGAUGAGGAAGAGAAGGGCACGGGAGGGGUGAGCCAGUACGUGAUCAAGUGCGCAGAAGACGAGAAGUUCUUGCUCAUCUACGCCAUCUUCAUGUUAAAGCUCAUCAAGGGCAAAUGCAUCGUCUUUGUGGGGGAUAUCGAUCGCUGUUACCGGUUGAAGCUGUUUCUCGAGCAGUUUGGGAUCAAGAGUUGCGUGCUUAACAGCGAGCUCCCAGUCUCCUCCCGCCUGCACGUUGUGGAAGAGUUCAACAGGAAUGUUUACGACAUCAUCAUUGCGACGGAUGAGCAUGAGGUGCUGGGCGACGAAGGCAAGGGGAAGAAGCGGAAAAGCAAGGAGAAACAAGAUGAGGACGAGGGCGAGGAUGAGCAGAAAAUCCCAAUCACGGCAGAGGGCUCACGCAAAGCCGCCAAGCGCGACAAAGACUACGGCAUAUCCCGAGGCAUCGACUUCAAGCGCGUCUCCACGAUCCUGAACUUCGAUCUCCCUUCCUCCUCCAAAUCUUACACUCACCGCAUCGGCCGCACAGGCCGCGCAGGCCAAACCGGCACCGCCAUCUCCUUCAUUAUUCCCAAAGAUAAGUUCCGCAAGCACAAACCAACCUCCAUUCCGUCCGCCGAGCACGACGAAGAAGUCCUCGCGAAGAUCAUCAAGAGCCAAGAGAAAAAAGGCAAUAAAGUCCUCCCCUUCCAAUUCGACAUGGCCCGCCUCGAAGGCUUCCGCUACCGCAUGGCCGACGCCCUGCGGCACGUGACGCGGAUCGCAGUGCGCGAAGCGCGGACGCGGGAGCUGCGGAACGAGCUGCUGAAGAGCGAGAAGCUGAAGCGACAUUUUGAGGAAAACCCGGAGGAGCUGGCGCACCUGAGGCAUGACCAGGAGUCUCAUGUUGUGAGGACGCAGCCGCAUUUGAAGCAUGUCCCGGAUUAUUUGCUGCCGGGGGGACGGCAGAAGGUAGCGGAGGAUGUGGGGUUCGUGGGAUUUGCGAAGGAUGAGAGGAGUGGGAAUAGGAUUAGGAAGGCGAGGAUGCAGAAUAGGAUGAGGGAAAAAGGGAGGAAGGUUAGUACGAAGAGGGCGGAUCCGUUGAAGACGUUUAAUGCGAAGGGAAGGGGAUAG